GCGUAAGUUACGGAGUACGUAACCCUUGAAACCCCGAAUAAGCCAAGACUUUAAUCACAAGCAGAGCCAGGAACCGUGAUUUCCUUGCCUACAACUACCUAACCUAAUCUGUUUUCUAAUUUUUACAAACUUUCGAAAGCUUCGAAAGUUGUUGUUGGCCUCGAGCCACGUUUUUUAAUCCCCUACUCAAUCGAUAACUAACAAACAAUAUUGGGAAACUCAUGGGACGGCCUAAUUAAUUACACACGUCCUUUUCCUUAUCCCGCCCUCGGGGUUUUCCUCUGACAUCUCCAACACCUAUCAAUUGCUUAUCCGAGAUUUCCCGCAUGCCUGGCCUUUGAAGUUCAAUUGAUCUUCUUCACGGGCUCUUGUAGUCUUACCGCACCUCCCGUCGCACGCGAUAUUCCCCCUGAAACGAGCUAAGAUGGCCAACCGCAAGAUGCUCUCUUUUAAGAGAGCUAUUAUUUUCGCAGCUUUCCUCCUAACAGCAUUCAUACUCCUUAGACGGUCGCAUACGAACGCUAGCGAACCCGAACCAUUUCGCAAGCCUCCCCCGAAGCCAGCAGAUGCAAGUAGUGAACAUACCGGAGCGAAACAUGACCCAUCCACGACCUCCUAUACUAAGGAAGCGGACUCGGCUGCGAAAGAACCAGCUGUCCCUGCUCAAAAGGCCAUUCAGGACAUGACAAAGAUGUCCCUGUACGACAAGCUAGCAUAUCAAUAUCCUUACGAUGUCGAGACCAAGUUCCCUGCCUACAUUUGGCAGACAUGGAAAUAUACACCGGCGAGUGGAGAAUUCAACUUCCGAGACGAAGAAGCGUCGUGGACUAUGCAACACCCCGGAUUCGUUCACGAAGUUAUUACUGACCAAGUCGCCGUCCAUCUACUAAAGUUGCUCUACGCCCCCAUUCCCGAAGUUCUCGAAGCGUACAACGCCCUACCCGAACCCGUUCUAAAGGCCGAUUUCUUCCGCUACCUGAUCUUACUCGCUCGUGGUGGAAUUUACUCCGAUAUAGACACGUUUGCAAUCAGAAGUGCUUUGGAUUGGAUACCAGAUUCCGUGCCUAAAGAAAGCAUCGGAUUGGUUAUCGGUAUUGAGGCAGAUCCCGAUCGACCCGACUGGGAGGAUUGGUACAGCCGACGCAUCCAAUUCUGUCAAUGGACCAUCCAGGCAAAACCAGGCCAUCCUGUACUACGCGACAUUGUUUCGCGAAUUACUCGAGAGACACUAAAACGUAAGCGCGAAGGAGGUCCGUUCGUGUCAAAGAGCAAGAGUGUCGUAGAGUUUACCGGUCCCGCUGUCUGGACAGACACUAUUUUCGACUACUUUAAUGAUGCACGGUAUUUCGACACGGCUCAUAGCCAAGGCAACAUCUCGUACCUAAACUUCACGGGAAUAGUGAAACCGAAAAAGGUCGGCGAUGUUGUAGUGCUUCCAAUUACUAGCUUCUCGCCCGGUGUCCAGCAGAUGGGAGCAGGUGAUUAUGACGACCCAAUGGCCUUUGUUAAGCACGAUUUUGAAGGCACCUGGAAACCCGAAAGCGAACGACACAUUGGCGAAAACUAGAAGCCUAAUUGCAUCUUAAUUACCCUAGAUUAUGUUCGGGACACCGCCGCUGCCUCAUCGCCCUACGGAGAGCCACUCUUCAAUUCCAAAACCUGUUUCAAUCAGC
Hypoxylon trugodes is the source of this 1673-nucleotide messenger RNA. RefSeq names its product glycosyltransferase family 32 protein. Lineage: Eukaryota; Fungi; Ascomycota; Sordariomycetes; Xylariales; Hypoxylaceae. Gene Ontology annotation, molecular function: alpha-1,6-mannosyltransferase activity. The transcript is spliced from 2 exons. Bases 425 to 1567 code for a protein of 380 amino acids. The record is from RefSeq and is a predicted model, not a curated record. Gene Ontology annotation, cellular component: mannan polymerase complex. Gene Ontology annotation, biological process: protein N-linked glycosylation.